Myotis davidii is the source of this 2298-nucleotide messenger RNA. RefSeq names its product transcription factor Dp-2 (E2F dimerization partner 2) (gene TFDP2). Bases 350 to 1633 code for a protein of 427 amino acids. Gene Ontology annotation, molecular function: RNA polymerase II transcription regulatory region sequence-specific DNA binding; DNA-binding transcription factor activity, RNA polymerase II-specific. Gene Ontology annotation, biological process: regulation of cell cycle; regulation of transcription by RNA polymerase II. The transcript has 13 exons. NCBI's taxonomy places the organism in Eukaryota, Metazoa, Chordata, Mammalia, Chiroptera, Vespertilionidae. The record is from RefSeq and is a predicted model, not a curated record. Gene Ontology annotation, cellular component: nucleus; transcription regulator complex.
CCAAUUUUUCAAGAGUUUGGCUUUUUUUUUUCUUUCUGAAACUCAUGGUGUUUUUGCUCUGCUUUCAAGAUGCGUUAAGGUCUCCUGCGUUUUGACUGCUUUGGAGCCAGCCAGUAUCCUGACAUGUACAAUUCGAAUUAUGCAGGUUUCAUGAAUGUUGCAUUUUUUACAAAUUGAAGGCAAGACCCUCUACCAGCAGAAAGAUUACGACUCACUUUAUUGUGGUACUCACUCUAAUUGUGGUGAUUUGGAAUGAACCCUCAAUAUCUCUGAGAGAAGAAGCCAGCAAUCAAGACAGAAGAAGCCCGUGAGUUAGAAGAACCAUAGAGAAUGGUGGUUUGGAUGCCAAAUGAAGAGUAUCUCAAAGGAAAGUAACAUUUCAUUGGUUGCUUUUCCAGUUUCCAGCACCAACUCACCAACAAAGAUUUUACCAAAAACCCUAGGACCAAUAAAUGUGAAUGUUGGACCCCAAAUGAUUAUAAGCACACCACAGAGACUGACCAGUUCAGGAAGUGUUCUGAUCGGGAGUCCAUACACCCCAGCACCAGCAAUGGUCACUCAGACACACAUAGCGGAAGCUACUGGCUGGGUUCCAGGUGAUAGAAAACGGGCUAGAGAAUUUAUAGACUCUGAUUUUUCAGAAAGUAAACGAAGCAAAAAAGGAGAUAAAAAUGGAAAAGGCUUGAGACAUUUUUCAAUGAAAGUGUGUGAGAAAGUUCAGCGGAAAGGCACAACAUCAUAUAAUGAAGUAGCUGAUGAGCUGGUAUCAGAGUUCACCAAUUCAAAUAACCAUUUGGCAGCUGAUUCGCAGGCUUAUGACCAGAAGAACAUUAGGCGAAGAGUUUAUGAUGCUUUAAAUGUGCUAAUGGCAAUGAACAUAAUAUCAAAAGAAAAAAAAGAAAUCAAGUGGAUUGGCCUGCCUACCAAUUCUGCUCAGGAGUGUCAAAACCUGGAGAUAGAGAAGCAGAGGCGGAUAGAACGGAUAAAGCAGAAGCGGGCCCAGCUGCAAGAGCUUCUCCUGCAGCAAAUCGCUUUCAAAAACCUGGUACAGAGAAAUCGGCAAAAUGAACAGCAGAACCAGGGCCCGCCAGCUCUGAACUCCACCAUUCAGCUGCCGUUUAUAAUCAUCAACACGAGCAGGAAGACAGUCAUAGACUGCAGCAUCUCCAGUGACAAGUUUGAAUAUCUUUUCAAUUUUGACAACACCUUUGAGAUCCAUGAUGACAUCGAAGUACUGAAGCGGAUGGGAAUGUCCUUUGGCCUGGAGUCAGGCAAAUGUUCGCUGGAGGAUCUGAAACGUGCUAAAUCCCUGGUGCCAAAGGCGUUAGAAGGUUAUAUCACAGAUAUCUCCACAGGACCUUCAUGGUUAAACCAGGGGCUGCUUUUGAACUCUACCCAGUCAGUUUCAAGUUUAGACCUGACCACUGGUGCCACCUUAUCCCAAUCAAGCGUAACCCAGGGGUUCUGCUUGGAUGCUGAAGUGGCCUUAGCAACGGGGCAGAUCCUUGCCCCAAACAGUCACCAGUCCAGCAGUGCGGCCUCUCACUGCUCCGAGUCCUGCGGCGAGACGCCCUGCUCGCUCAACGACGACGAUGUGGAGGAAGAGGAGGAGGACUCCUCCUCCCCAGAAUAAAGACAGGACAAAACCCACGUUUUCCUAUUGAUGCUCAUGUGUGUUUUAGUGUGAGCUCUUGUUUUUGAAAUGAUUGCUUCAGUCCUUGCUUCUGUUUGCACUGUGUGUCCAGUGGAAACUAGGGAAACACAAUCUGCGAAUUACACGCAGGCUGACACGCUUGAGAUGAACGUUACCGUCUGUGAAUGAGAACUGACAGUAGGGUAGUAGGUCACCUCUCAGAGCGAGCUUUCUGAGGGGACAGUGGGACAGGCCUGGGAGAGCUGGGCUGCAUGAACAAAGCUCAUUUACCUUCCACACGUGGGACCUCUGUUCCCCCACCCACGUGACCCUCCUUAGAACCAGACUGCUUCUCUCCGUGGGAGGCACGAAUGGGCGUGACAAGCUCCGGUGGGUGUGCAGUGUGGGAGGUGGGCCUGGGCACCAGCUGCACUGCGGAGCUAGCUGAAAGCCUAGUUGAGGUGCUUUACGCAUCAGCUGCCUUAGACAGCUUCUAGAAAGGAGCGCGCUAACUCUUAAGUACUUAAGUGACAUUUAGAAUAAUUUAUAGUAAAAUGGAAAUGAUCACUAUUAGCCAAUGCAUUUGGUGCAUAGAAUUUCUUAGGGCUACUUCUGGAAGCCAAAGUAGAAUAGCCUUUCCACGUGCAUUAAAUACUUUGCCAGCA